ACAACAGAAUAAAUUACAGAGGGAAUGGCCAUCUCAGAUUGGCAUUCUAUUUGUUUUAAUAAGGGUUUUAAAUAGUUUUAGAUGUACAAAUAUUUAUGGAUUGAUCUACUGGCAAUCAGAUUAUACAGCACUAUCAAGGAAAUGAAAAUCCAGUUGCAACUUGUGUUGAGCACCUACCCUGUUGGAAAUAAGAAUAUUCUGAACUUUUGAAAUUAUUUGGGAGAGACAAACUGCAAUAGAGAUUAUUACAAAGCCUGAACCCAAACUCUAAACAACAUGAAUACAUCCCUUCUUUCCUCUUUUGUGAAUCAUUCUAUCUACUUGAAUUUUUCUCAGAACUCCAGAAUCCUACACUUUGAAGAUGAAGAUUGCCAUGUACCUUUGGCCAUGGUCUUCACCUUGGCCCUGGCUUAUGGAGCUGUGAUCAUUCUGGGAGUCUCUGGGAAUCUGGCCUUGAUUAUCAUCAUCUUAAAACAAAAGGAAAUGCGCAAUGUUACUAACAUCCUUAUUGUCAACCUUUCCUUCUCAGAUCUUUUAGUAACCAUCAUGUGUCUUCCCUUCACUUUUGUAUACACUUUAAUGGACCACUGGAUUUUUGGAGAGGCCAUGUGCAAGCUAAAUCCUUUUGUGCAGUGUGCCUCAAUCACAGUUUCAGUUUUCUCUUUGGUCCUGAUUGCUAUUGAACGCCAUCAGCUGAUCAUCAACCCCAGAGGGUGGAGGCCAAACAAUAGACAUGCCUACAUAGGAAUUGCUGCCAUCUGGAUUGUAGCUAUGGCUUCCUCGUUGCCUUUCAUGAUGUAUCAUGUAUUAACUGAUGAACCCUUUAGAAACAUAACAAUCGAUGAAUAUAAGGACAAAUAUGUAUGUUUAGACUUGUUCCCUUUCGACUCUGUCAGGCUUUCUUAUACCACAUCCCUUUUGGUGAUACAGUACUUUGGACCACUUUGUUUUAUAUUUAUUUGCUACUUAAAGAUAUACAUACGCUUGAAAAGAAGGAACAACAUGAUGGACAAGAUGAGAGACAAUAAGUACAGGUCUACUGAAACGAAAAGGAUCAACAUCAUGCUGAUCUCUAUUGUGGUUGCAUUUGCUGUCUGUUGGUUGCCCCUUACCAUCUUCAAUAUUGUGUUUGACUGGAAUCAUGAAAUUCUACCUGUUGCUACCUGCAGCCACAAUUUGUUAUUCUUGAUCUGCCAUCUCACAGCCAUGAUCUCAACCUGUGUAAACCCUAUUUUUUAUGGGUUUCUCAACAAGAACUUCCAGAGAGACUUACAGUUUUUCUUUCAUUUUUGUGAUUUCCGCUCCAGGGAUGAGGAUUAUGAGACUAUAGCUAUGUCUACCAUGCACACAGAUGUUUCAAAAACCUCCUUGAAGCAAGCAAGCCCAGUUGCAUUUAAAAAAAUAAAUAAUGUUGAUGAUGAUGAAAAAAUAUAAAC
Messenger RNA from Alligator sinensis (Chinese alligator), 1436 nucleotides. RefSeq names its product neuropeptide Y receptor Y1 (gene NPY1R). The record is from RefSeq and is a predicted model, not a curated record. Gene Ontology annotation, biological process: G protein-coupled receptor signaling pathway. Bases 277 to 1434 code for a protein of 385 amino acids. Gene Ontology annotation, molecular function: neuropeptide binding; neuropeptide Y receptor activity. Gene Ontology annotation, cellular component: neuron projection; plasma membrane. Lineage: Eukaryota; Metazoa; Chordata; Crocodylia; Alligatoridae. The transcript has 3 exons.